AUGCCUUCUGUUUGCGGCCGAAAGUUCCGGCUGAGUGGUCGGAGCUCGGAUCAAGUGGACGGUGUCGCCGGACUAUUGGUUAUCUUCGCGGCAUUCAGCGUGUAUCACCUGGUCAGCAUGAUGACGCGAUGCGCCGGUACCCUCUACUCCAGCUGGCAAAUUGAAUUUGAUUCUAGCGCCUCUCAAACCGGAGCGAUUGCAAGCACCAUGUCUUCCUGCUCCUAUUUUGCCUGUUUGGGGGUUUCCCUGUGUUUUGUAGCGGCCACCGUGGCUGUCGCGCAGUAUUACAAGAAGUACUACGCUAUUGCCAUCGGUUUCACAAGUGCUGGACUGGGAUUGGGCAUUGUCGUGUUCCCACCCCUGAUUAGCCUGCUUCUUGAUACGUACGGAUGGAGAGGAACCAUGCUGAUCACGGCUGCAAUGUGUUCAAAUAUAUGUGUAGCUGGUGCCCUCUAUCGUCGGCCUCAAACAGAAACGAAGAGCAGACUCCAAAAACCUGAACUAGACGACUACCUGACCAACGACAAAAGUUCAGAGAUUCAACGACUUCCUGAGCCAAAUCAGCAAGAUGUCCGACCCAGCAGAAAUAAGAAAGGAGGGUCUGUGUUGACUUUCCUUUCAAAUUUGCUCUCGGAAUUGCGGCUGUAUUUGCUGCUCAAAAGUUAUCGUUUCACUCUCUUUUGUAUGGUGAACUUGCAAACUAACUUUGUGUAUUCGUGCUUUCUGAUAUUCCUGAUCCCUUUAGCCCAGGCAUGUGGUAUUGAUGAGCAGGAGGCUCCUUUUCUGCUCAGUUUGAUGGGCUUUGGGAGUCUUGGCGCACGAUUUGUAAGCGGCUUUUUCGUCACUCGCAAGAUUCCUGUCGAGGUGGGCUUCACAGUGUCGCUCGUACUGUUUGGUCUUGGUGCCUGCUGUGCUCAAGCCGAAACUUACGCAUCUUUGGCUGCUUCAGCGUGUCUUGUCGGCUUCGGGACCGGUGCCAACAAAACACUGAACACCGUGCUGCUUCGGAAGAUUGUCGGUUUGUCCAACAUGGCAUCGGGAAUGGGUAUAUUGUACGCAGUGGGUGGAUUUGGAGACCUCGUCGGCCCAAUUUUAGCAGGUUUACUGUAUGACAAGACAGGGAGCCCUAGUGUUGUGUUCUAUGUCGUAGCCGGUAUUUGUGCCGCCUCUGCAGUACAGAUGUUGCUCUUCCCACUGCUUGGCAGGAUGGAGCCGGGCCUCCCCGACAACGAAAAUCAGCCAGUACCGGUUUAGGCAAAGACGCCGUAGAUUGCAAGGGCGUUUUUUUCCUCCUAAAAGACCCUGUCAGUGACCCAAGAGAAAAACAGUCUUGUCUGACAAAAAUUGCCUUGUGAUCCUCCGAAGUGCUGUUUCUAGGCUGUGAACGUUAUUUCUGUUUUUACUGUGGUAACGCUGAAAUGAUAUAACAUCUUCGUUUUUACGAAAUAUUCUGUAUCUUUCCAUCAAACAUCAAUAUCGCUUUACGACCUUACACAUUUGUGGGUGUGGUGUCGAUUUCGGUUUUGUUUAUGUUUUUCGCCUUUCAGUAGGAAAUCUCAUUCUGUACUGUAUUAGUGUACUCAAAGGCUGAAUAAGAUUUGUGAAUUAUUUUGGAAUAACGUGAAAAGUUUUGAAGGUGUUAGCGCAAGCAAAGUCAUUCUCCACCUAAACUUAGCAAUUUUAAACCACAAUAAUCUGUUUAUUUCCGUUUGACUUCAUUAAGAGAUUCACCCUUUUUUUCAGAGCGAAUAAACAGUGCACUGAAGGAAAUGUUUGCAAACCGGUUUAAUACGCGGUAAAGUUCGAUGAUAAAAUGUAUGUAUACUUUGUCUUCUUCAGUGAACCUUC
Molecule: messenger RNA, 1848 nt
Organism: Acanthaster planci (crown-of-thorns starfish)
Lineage: Eukaryota; Metazoa; Echinodermata; Asteroidea; Valvatida; Acanthasteridae
Product: monocarboxylate transporter 12-like
Biological process (GO): monocarboxylic acid transport; transmembrane transport
Molecular function (GO): monocarboxylic acid transmembrane transporter activity
Source: RefSeq, a predicted model, not a curated record